AAAAAUUACAAUUUGGAUGUGAGAAAGGACAUGAGGAGACUAAAGACCUGGGAUUUUGCUGAUCAGAAUGAAACCAAUGUUGAAGGACUUUUCAAAUCUAUUGUUGGUGGUGCUCUGUGACUAUGUUCUUGGAGACUCUGAACAUCUGCUUUUGGGAGAGCCGGGCCAUGUAGCACUAAGCAACAAAACAGUGUCUGUGGAUUUCCAGUAUUUUGAUGGCGCUAACGGGACUCUGAGGAAUGUAUCUGUCCUGCUGCUGGAGGCCAACACCAAUCAGACUGUGACCACCAAGUAUCUCCUGACCAACCAGUCCCGCGGAACACUCGAAUUUGAAUGCUUCUAUUUCAAGGAGGCUGGUGACUACUGGUUCACAAUGACCCUGGAAGUGACAGACAACAGCACUCCAGUUGCCUGGUGGGAGAAAAGUGCCUUUCUAAAGGUGGAAUGGCCUGUCUUUCACAUCGACUUGAAUAGGACAUCCAAAGCAGCCGAAGGCACCUUCCAGGUGGGCCUUUUUACCAAUCAACCACUCUGCCCAUUUCCUGUGGACAGGCCUGACAUGUUGGUGGAUGUUGUCUUCACCAACAGUCUUCCCCAGGCAAGAACAAGUCCAGGACAGCCACUGGAGAUAAGGACCAGCAAAAGGACAGAACUCGCUCAAGGGCAGUGGGUUGAGUUUGGCUGUGCACCUGUGGGGCCGGAAGCCUAUGUCACCGUAGUGCUGAAGCUGCUUGGCCGAGACUCGGUCAUCACCUCCGCAGGGCCCAUCGACCUGGCCCAGAAAUUCGGAUACAAACUAGUGAUGGUGCCAGAACUCACGUGUGAGUCUGGGGUGGAGGUGGUGGUGCUACCCCCGCCGUGCAUCUUUGUGCAAGGCGUGAUUGCCGUCUUCAAGGACGCCCCCAGACGUCCUGGGGAGAGGACCACUCAGCUGGCCGAAAGCAGCCUGCCCCUGGGAGAGAAGAGGACAGUAUUUAACUGCUCUUUGUUUGACAUGGGGAAGAAUAAAUACUGCUUUGUCUUCGGCAUUUCAAGCAGAAGCCAUUUUUCCACAAAGGAGGAGGAGUGUGUGCUAAUUCAGAGAAAUAUAGAAUCUUGGGGACUGUGGCAGCCAUGGAGCCAGUGUAGCACCACAUGUGGGGAUGGUGUCAGAGAGCGUCGCCGAGUGUGUCUCACUUCCUUCCCCUCUAGAGCUGGUUGCCCUGGAAUGUCCUUGGAGAUGUCACCAUGUUCCCUGGAGGAGUGUGCUGCUUCGCGGCCAUCCAGCCCGUCUCCUCUUCAGCCCCAGGGACCGGUGAGGUCCAGCAACCUGGUGACCGUCACGGGGAUCUCCCUGUGCCUGCUCAUCAUCGCGGCCACCGUGCUCAUCACGCUGUGGCGGCGCUGCGGCCGCGCCCCCGAGUGUGGCGCCCCCGCGCGACAGACGCCCGGGGACGACGCGGCGGGCAGCCAGGGCGUCCAGUCCGGCGCCCACAGGAUCAUCCCGCCCCUGUUCAGCUACCGCCUGGCGCAGCAGCAGUUGAAGGAGAUGAAGAGGAAAGGCCUGACCGAAACCACCAAAGUGUACCACGUGUCCCAGAGUCCCCUGACGGACACUGCCAUCGACGCCGCCGCCGGCCCCCCGCUCGACCUGGAAAGCCCCGAAGCAGCGGCAGCGAGCAGGUUCCGGAUCAGGUCCCCGUUUCCGGACCAGCCGGUGGUCAGUGCCGGCGACAGGCCGCCCUCCAGGCUGGAUGUCAGUGUGUCGCAGGCCAGUUGUGCCGUAAGCCCCAGCCAGACCCUGAUCCGCAAGUCACAGGUGAGGCCGGUGGGCAGCAGAGGGGACCUGUCGGAGAGGAGCCACCCCAGGAGUUCCCAGUUCAGGAGAACGGCCAGUUUCCAUGAAACCAAGCAGGCCCGGCCGUUCAGGGAGAGGAGCAUGUCCAGUCUGACUCCAGGACAGGCCCCCGCCUACAGUUCCAGGACGCGGGCCUGGGACCAGGCCGGGGACAGAGGGAGGCCGCACAGUCGAGGCGUCCCCCUGCUUCCUGAGAAACUGGAGCAGUGCCCAGGGGCAGGUGGAGGCAGUCGUCCCUUAAGCCCUCUCCCCAAAUCCUGCACCUCGGGGCAGCCCUCCAGGAAACCAGACGUGGGGGACUGCCUGGCAGGAUUCGUGGCAGGAGUCGAGAGAACGGAGCCUCACCGAGCUCGGAGGGGACCGUCCCCCAGUCACAGGAGCGUCUCAAGGAAGCAGUCUUCCCCUGUUUCCCCCAAAGAUAGCUACCAGAGGGUCAGUCCUCUAAGUCCCUCUCCAUGUAGAAAAGACAAGUGUCAGAGCUUCCCGGCCCACCCCGGGUUCGCCUUCUAUGACAACACGUCGUUCGGCCUCACUGAGGCUGAGCAGAGGAUGCUGGACCUUCCGGGGUAUUUUGGGUCAAAUGAAGAGGAUGAAACCACAAGUACACUCAGUGUGGAGAAGCUGGUCAUCUAGACCGAGGUCAGCGGGAGACUUCACAGCUGGGUCCUUUGCCCAGGUCGUGCUAUCCACGGCUCACAUUGUCCUGUGGACUGUUCUCUGUCACUGUUUGUACAGGGGGACGGAAUGUGG
This is a messenger RNA of Galeopterus variegatus (Sunda flying lemur), 2587 nucleotides long. It is a transcript of the gene THSD1, whose product is annotated as thrombospondin, type I, domain containing 1. Bases 68 to 2470 code for a protein of 800 amino acids. Gene Ontology annotation, cellular component: cell periphery. The transcript is spliced from 5 exons. The record is from RefSeq and is a predicted model, not a curated record. NCBI's taxonomy places the organism in Eukaryota, Metazoa, Chordata, Mammalia, Dermoptera, Cynocephalidae.